Messenger RNA from Closterium sp. Naga37s-1, 1446 nucleotides. Lineage: Eukaryota; Viridiplantae; Streptophyta; Zygnematophyceae; Desmidiales; Closteriaceae. The record is from the annotation of a GenBank genome assembly.
AUGGUCCGAGACCUGCCAGGGUUCUACUACGACGAGGCCACCAACCGCUACUUCCGCCUGCCCAGACCUUCCACUCCGGCCCCCUCGCCCUCUCCAUUUGCAGCAGCAGCUGGUGGUGUGCAUGCAGCAGGGGGAGGCGGCGGAGGAAGAGGAGGAAGAGGGGGAGGAGGAGGGAGAGGAGGACGAGGAGGGGAAGAUGGAGGUGUGGGGAGAGGAGGAAGCGGGGAUGGGGGCAGAGGAGGAGGCGGAGGAAGAGGUCGGGGACGGUCUGGAGGAGAGGGGGACAGGCAUGCAUACGCACCCUCCCUUGGGGCAGCAGAGCGAUUGGUGACUCUGGUGUUGCUGCUGGCAGCUGUGCAGCGUGAGUGGGUGGAUUGGGUAGGAAAAGAAGGGGGAGCAGAGGGGGAAGGAGAGGGCGUUUGGGUUGGGGCCUUCUCAAGCUCGCACUCCCUCUUUCUGGGCUCGGAUGUUACGAGCAUACGCACGCUCCCUUGGGGCAGCAGGGCGGUUGGUGACUCUGGUGUUGCUGCUGGCAGCUGUGCAGUCAUCACGACUCUAGGCACGGGGGGUCACCCUGCCUGUGUGGUGCUGGCUGGUCUGGACCUCUUGGGCUCAUCUGGUGCAGCCACAACUGGUGACGGCGCAGCUGCUGUUAAUGGCUCUUUCCCUUCUUCCUGUCCAUCCCGUCCUUCCCAGCAUCACGACUCUAGGCACGGGGGGACACCCGGCCCGAGAAGGAGCAGCAGGCAGCGUCUUCAUUGGCAAGUGGAGAGGCAGUUUGAGUUGCCGGGCAGCGUGUGGGCGUGUGAAUGCUCGCCGAAGCAGGGGGAAAUUGGAGUGGGCACCUCCCUGGGAUUGCGGCUGCUGCACGUGGAGACGGGGCAGAGGACAGCCCUGUGCCACAGCAACAGUGACGUGCUAGCGCUGCAGGUCACAGGGGAGGUGAGACACGGAGAGGUGGUGCAUGGGGGAGGUGAGUUAUGGGGGAGGUGGGAUCUGCACGGGGAGACGGGGCAGCGGACGGCCUUGUGCCACAGCACCAGUGACGUGCUGGCGCUGCAGGUCACAGGGGAGGUGAGACCCUGGGAAGACCCUGGGGAGGUGAGACCCUGGGGAGGUGAGACCCUGGGGAGGGCAGCAUACCUGGCCGGCUUCCGCAACGGCGCCAUCGACACGCACGCACCCCUGCCCACCUCGAUUUCUGAGUGGACUCAAACAAACCCUCUCCUCUUUCCCCCCCCUCCCCCCCUCGACCCCAGGGUAGCAUCUACCUGGCUGGUUUCCGCAACGGCGCCAUCGCCACCAUCGACACGCGUGCACCCCUGCCCACCUCGUCCAAGCAGCUCCCGCACCCAUCACCACGGCUCUCACACUCCUCCUCCAUGCACCCAACGCAUCAGAGGGGGCAGGGGGGCAGGAGGGGAAGGAUGGGUGCAGGGGAGGUGA